CUGUUGUUGUUGUUGUUUGGUGAGAGGGGGGUGAUGAUGGAGAGGUAGUGAGAAUGAAGAAGAGUAACCUGGUUAACCCUUCACUCUUGUCACCUUGAGAUUUUAUAUCUCUUCUUUUCCACUCCUCUUUUUUCCUGGGUGAAAGUGGAUGUUGGAUGGAGGGAUGAGGAACUGGAUGAAGGGAAGUGAGGAAGAGAAGAGAGACUGAGGAGACAAUGUCGUACACACAGUUGGAACCCAUCAACAAGGGUGUGCUGGCCAGGCUAACUGACUGUCUAUUGUGUCGGUGGUCGUGUCGCUCAUGUCUGUUGUGGUGUUGGGAGUGCUGCUUUCCGUCCAGUGAUGAGGAGGUGGAGAUACUGGGACCCUUCCCUGCUCAGACCCCCUCCUGGCUAGUGAACGAGUGUGUGGAUGAGAAGGACACUGAUACCGGGGUCACUCAUGUUGACUCCAUGGCAAUAACGCAGGACAGAAUUCCGACCCGGAGACGUUCCAGCUCAGAGAUGUCCCGAUCCACCUUCAGCCUGGUCCGACAACUCUCCAGUCUUGACGCCCGCAGGCCCAGCUCUCCGCUGGUUGAGGUGAAACCCAUUGAGUUCUGGGCCAUGGGCCCCAGGAAGGAGGUGAUCCAGCCGCUGCGUCGACCCCAGCCCCCUCCGGAUGACUACUUCAGGAAGUUGGAGCCACGCCUCUACUCUCUGGACUCAUCCGGAGACGACGUGGACUCGCUAACGGACGAGGAGAUCCUGCUACGAUACCAACUGGGCAUGCUUCACUUCAGCACACAGUAUGACCUAAUCAACAGCCACCUGGGCGUUAGGGUCAUUGAGGCUCGCGACCUGCCCCCACCGCUGACCUGUGAUGGAGCCCGCCAGGACAUGGCCCACUCCAACCCAUACGUCAAGAUCAGCCUGCUGCCGGACCACAAGAACUCCCGGCAGACGGGGGUGAAGAGGAAGACACAGAACCCGGUGUUCGAGGAGCGGUUCACCUUCGACCUUCUGUUCCUGGAGGCCCAGCGCCGCACCCUGCUGCUGUCUGUGGUCGACUUCGACAAGUUCUCACGGCACUGUGUCAUCGGCAAGGUGGCGCUGCCUCUGAGUGAGGUUGAUCUGGUGAAAGGUGGUCAUUGGUGGAAGGCCCUGGUACCUAGUUCUCAGAAUGAGGUAGAGCUGGGAGAGCUGCUGUUAUCACUCAACUACCUGCCCUCUGCUGGAAGACUCAACGUUGACAUCAUCAGAGCGAAGCAGCUGCUGCAGACAGACAUGUGCCAGGGAUCAGACCCGUUUGUGAAGGUUCAGCUGGUAACAGGGCUGAAGCUGGUAAAGACCAAGAAGACUUCCUGUAUGAAAGGAACCAUCGACCCCUUCUACAAUGAGUCAUUCAGCUUCAGAGUCCCCCACGAAGACCUCAGCGAAGUCAGCCUGGUAUUUACAGUGUACGGCCACAACAUGAAGAGCAGUAAUGAUUUUGUGGGGAGGAUCGUGAUUGGCCAGUUCUCCACGGGUCCUCCUGAGACCUCCCACUGGCGCCACCUGUUGGCCAGUCAGAGAACUCCGGUGGAACAGUGGCACAGCCUGCGGUCACGGGCAGAGUGUGACCGCGUCUCACCUGCCUCGCUGGAGGUCACAUGAUAGAGCUGGAGAGGGAUCAGGAGUUAGAAGUUAGGGGUUAGAUGUCAGGAGGAGAGGUAUAAGCUCAAAGUGUUGAGGUACACAGUAGGAAAGGGGGUCAGGAGUUAGAGGUUAGAGGUCGGGGGUUUGAUGUCAGGGAGGUGAGAAAAGGGGGUUAGAGGAUGAGAGAGAGAGAGAGAGAGGGACACCGAGAGAGGGACACAGAGAGAGGGACACAGAGAGACCCAGAGAUAAGGACACAGAGAGAGAAGAGAGAGGGACACAGAGAGAGGGACACAGAGAGAGAAGAGAGAGGGACACAGAGAGAGAGGGAGAGAAGGAAGGGGAGACAGAGGUCAGGGUUAAGGCCACCAGCAGGCCGGAUUAAGAAAUCAUAGGCCGUGGCUUAGACAUUGCUCAAAUUUUAAUAGUAAAGACGUAAUUUAACUGUAAAAAUAUAUAUUUGUCUCAGCCCCGGGCCUACGGUUGGAGGAUCCAGUAAAAAAUCAAAUAUAUAUACAUUUCUAUUUUUCAGGCCCUGCAUUAAUCAGGCCCUGCGUUAAUCAGGCCCUGCGUUAAUCAGGCCCUGCGUUAAUCAGGCCCUGCAUUAAUCAGGCCCUGCAUUUAAUCAGGCCCUGCGUUAAUCAAGCCCUGCGUUAAUCAGGCCCUGCGUUAAUCAGGCCCUGCAUUUAAUCAGGCCCUGCGUUAAUCAGGCCCUGCGUUAAUCAGGCCCUGCAUUAAUCAGGCCCUGCGUUAAUCAGGCCCUGCGUUAAUCAGGCCCUGCAUUAAUCAGGCCCUGCGUUAAUCAGCCCCUGCGUUAAUCAGGCCCUGCGUUAAUCAGGCCCUGCGUUAAUCAGCCCCUGCGUUAAUCAGGCCCUGCAUUAAUCAGGCCCUGCAUUUAAUCAGGCCCUGCGUUAAUCAGGCCCUGCGUUAAUCAGGCCCUGCGUUAAUCAGGCCCUGCGUUAAUCAGGCCCUGCAUUUAAUCAGGCCCUGCAUUAAUCAGGCCCUGCGUUAAUCAGGCCCUACGUUAAUCAGGCCCUGCAUUUAAUCAGGCCCUGCGUUAAUCAGGCCCUGCAUUAAUCAGGCCCUGCAUUAAUCAGGCCCUGCGUUAAUCAGGCCCUGCAUUAAUCAGCCCCUGCAUUAAUCAGGCCCUGCGUUAAUCAGGCCCUGCGUUAAUCAGGCCCUGCGUUAAUCAGGCCCUGCGUUAAUCAGGCCCUGCGUUAAUCAGGCCCUGCGUUAAUCAGGCCCUGCGUUAAUCAGGCCCUGCAUUAAUCAGGCCCUGCAUUUAUCAGGCCCUGCGUUAAUCAGGCCCUGCGUUAAUCAGGCCCUGCGUUAAUCAGGCCCUGCAUUUAAUCAGGCCCUGCGUUAAUCAGGCCCUGCGUUAAUCAGGCCCUGCGUUAAUCAGGCCCUGCAUUUAUCAGGCCCUGCAUUAAUCAGGCCCUGCCAACAAGAUGAACCGUCCUCAGCUCUCCAAAAUUGCUGCCUCUCUUCCCCCUCACCUUCCUGACUGACCUCCCAAUCCCCUAGCAGUGUGACCAGAGACUGUGUCCCAAAUGGCACCCUAUUCCCUAUAUAGUGCACUACUUUAGACUAUGGGCCGUAUUCCCUAUAUAGUGCACUACUUUAGACUAUGGGCCCCUCCUCCCUAUGGGCCCCACCUCCCUAU
Oncorhynchus mykiss (rainbow trout) is the source of this 3279-nucleotide messenger RNA. The record is from RefSeq and is a predicted model, not a curated record. Lineage: Eukaryota; Metazoa; Chordata; Actinopteri; Salmoniformes; Salmonidae.